Trichoderma asperellum CBS 433.97 is the source of this 594-nucleotide messenger RNA. RefSeq lists its product as uncharacterized. Lineage: Eukaryota; Fungi; Ascomycota; Sordariomycetes; Hypocreales; Hypocreaceae. The record is from RefSeq and is a predicted model, not a curated record. Gene Ontology annotation, molecular function: acyltransferase activity, transferring groups other than amino-acyl groups.
AUGGGCUCAAAGAGCUCCAAGAACGCUGUCGCUGCGAAUCCCGAAGGCAAGCCACGGUACUGGUACCGAGACAACUUCUUCCUCACCAACGAUAAGGCAUAUCUCGAUCCUCACGCCAUCAAUGCCGUCUUCGAGUCUGACCUCAUGUGGUGGAACGAUCCGCUGCCAGAGGGCCAGAUGCGAAAGAUGAUAUCCAAUUGCAUGACAAUGAGCAUAUACCACGUUCCCGAAUCAGAGAAACAAAUGCAGAAAAGCGGAGCGCCUCGGCGGCCACACGGAUCCGACGUAAAACUCGUCGGCCUUGCUCGCGUCGUAACCGACUACGUCACAUUCGCCUAUCUCACCGACGUCUUCAUCCUUGAAGAGUUCCAGCGCCGCGGGCUCGCCAGCUGGAUGAUGCAAGGUCUCAAAGAACUUGUCGAAGAGUGGCCAAACCUGAGAGGCCUCGUCCUCAUGACUCACGACAAGUCUGCCGCAAAGAUGUACCAACGCGAGCUGGGAGCCCUUGACUGGGACCAAGGUCCAUCUGCGGGCUUGGUGCUGCUGGAGAUGCCGGGUGGUGGCGUAAAAGACAUCCCAGAGGAUCACAAAUGA